Messenger RNA from Melozone crissalis (California towhee), 1633 nucleotides. RefSeq names its product smoothelin like 2 (gene SMTNL2). The coding region runs from base 15 to 1448 and encodes 477 amino acids. Gene Ontology annotation, cellular component: M band; microtubule organizing center; filamentous actin. The transcript has 9 exons. Gene Ontology annotation, biological process: positive regulation of vasoconstriction; actin cytoskeleton organization. NCBI's taxonomy places the organism in Eukaryota, Metazoa, Chordata, Aves, Passeriformes, Passerellidae. Gene Ontology annotation, molecular function: protein phosphatase 1 binding; tropomyosin binding. The record is from RefSeq and is a predicted model, not a curated record.
GGUGCGCGGACACCAUGGCCGGCGAGAGCGAGCAUUUGAACAGUCGAGAGGCGCAGACUGUCUGCGACGGCCUGGAACGCUACGAGGACACGCUGCGGGGCGCCGUCCGGGAGAUACAUGUGGACAUCCAGCUGUUCAAGCAAGGAGUAGGCCGGCAGGUGGAGGAGGUGCUGCGCCUCGCCAGCCCCCUGGCACACGCUGUCUCUGAGCUGCAGCAGGAGAACCGGCGCCUCCGGGUACAGCUGGAGCGCCUGUCUCGGCAGGUGGAGGCCCUGGGCAAGUCGGCGGGGCUGUCGCAGGAGUGGGUGAACGAGGCGGCAGAGAGCCCCCAGGUCGUGGGGCCCGGCUCGCCGGCGCAAGGCUCGGCCGACAGCGCCUUCUCCGGUCAUGCCAAGCGAACGGUCGCUGGCCGGAGCCAAAGUGUAGACCUGGAUGACCACCAGAAACCUGAGUUCAGAAGAGUUUUUAGUUCUUCCAUCAUUGAAAAUGGGCAUCGAUCUUCAUCAUCAGGUCAGGCAAAAGUCACCCAUGAACUGACCUGUUUUCAGAUGUCAGAAUCUUCGUCCCCCGAAGCCCAUGCCCCUGCAGUCACCUUACAGAUGCCCCACCUUCCCGUUACUGCAGUAACCAGGAUAUCUGAGAAGUUUUCAGGAGAGAGCAUCUGUUCAGCAGGAACAACUACUACAUCUUCUUGCCUGCUGGGACAGGGCAAGUGCGCAAAUAAAAUGGGAGUAAAAUCUUCCAACCAGCCAGUGAAGGACUGGAAUUCAAUUACAGUGAGAACAAUGGAUUCAUCUGCUACUGAGAAUGCUACUUCUGUCACCAAGCCUGUGUCAACUGUGAACUACGGGCUGCGUAGUGGAGCCAAAACUGGUGAAAGUGCCAUUGACAGUUGCUGUGAGGUGACCCCCAGCUCUCACUCACCUCCUCCUACUGUGCAUCGCCCGGUUGAAAGGAGGCGAGAAUUGGUGCGGUCUCAGACGCUCCCGCGGACUUCAGGAACGCAGGCCAGGAAAGCGCUUUUUGAAAAACUUGAACGCGAUGAUGCAAAAGGAAAAGGAGAAUCCAGAGCUAAGCUGAAGAGGUCGCUGAGUUUUGGGGUUGCCAGCGCUAGCAGCAUUAAACAAAUUCUGUUAGACUGGUGUCGCUCAAAAACCAUAGGAUACAAGCACAUUGAUCUGCAGAACUUCUCCUCAAGCUGGAAUGAUGGGAUGGCGUUCUGCGCUCUUGUGCAUUCUUUCUUUCCUGAAGCUUUUGAUUAUAAUAAGCUUGACCCAGCUAACCGCAAGCAGAACUUUGAGCUGGCCUUCACAACGGCUGAGAAAAUGGCUCACUGUGACCGUCUGAUAGAAGUGGAAGACAUGAUGGUGAUGGGUCACAAGCCAGAUCCCAUGUGCGUCUUCACCUAUGUCCAGUCUCUGUACAGUCAUCUACGAUGUUUUGAAUAAAACCAUCAACACCUCUCCAGCCAGAAGGGUCAAGUACAGCAUACUAACAGGAAGACUGACAUUCUGCAAAUGGAACACAGUAUUAUUUCUUGCUUUGUACUGUCCCUUUGCUUACAUUCAGCUGUGUAGCUGGCUGGCUGAAGUAUUGCUGAGCACUGCCCUGAAGUGUUGAUCACAUCACCGUG